CGAGGUGUCCCCAAUCCCUGCGGCAGCUGCCCUUGAGGCCGCACUGCAGGACUUGCUAACCCCUAGCGUUUGCUAGGCUUUUUUGUCUUUCAGGUGUCCUUGAGCCCAGACUGCAGGACUUGCUGACCCAUACCGCUUGUUAGGCUUUUCUCUCUUUCAGGUGCUCUCGAGGCCAGACCGCAGGAUUGGGGACCCGGAAAUUUUCCGGAGUCUCCAAUCCCUGUGGUAGGUGGCCUCGAGGGCAGCCUGCCGGACUUGGUGACCCGGACAUCUUCCGAGGUGUCUCUCUCUUGCAGGUGCCUUCAAGAGGCAGACUCUGGGAUGGCGGGAAGACGCCUGAGCCUGCUCAGGCCCUUUCGGAAGAAGAAGGAAGGCCCUGGAGCUGCCCCAUUCCAGCACCCGGAGAAGAUGGAGCAGUUGCAUCCCCUGCAGGAAGAUCCAGGACGGGACCGGACACAAGAACACGACCGUGCCCGUGGCCGCUUCCGCAGGGCAGCACAGGCCUUUCUGAAAUUCCUGGGCAUUCGCCAUAGAAAGACCAAGAUCACGCCAGCUGAGGUCACGGCACAGCCUGACCCCAUGCCGAGUGAGCUCAAGGCGCACCCUGAUGUCAGCACCACGUUGAGUGACGGCACAGCAAACUGUGACACCGUGGUGACUGAUGAUGGGACAAACUCCAACACCGCCCUGCCUGAGCUCACCACGGAGGCUGACGGUGCAACGACUGAGGGUAUCGCAGACACCGAGAGCACACCUGUUCAGUGCCUGCCCGAUGCUCUCAGUGUGGACGUUCUUGAUGAGGUAGUCAUCUCUGCUCAAGUAGCCAUGGAGCCAGAGAGAGCCAUGGAGCAGAGACCCCCCAGGGUGCCCAAGGUGGCGUGGAUGAAGGAGGAGGAGGAGGAAAGCCCUGGGCCUGCCCCAGCACAACACCCUGAGGAGGUGGAGCAGUCCCAGCCCCUGCAGGAGGAUCCAGGACAGGACCGGACACAGGAGCAGGACCGUGCCCGUGGCCGCUUCCGCAGGGCAGCACAGAGGUUGCUGGACUCCAGUCCCGUUUGGCAUAGAAAGGCCAGUGCCUCACCAUCUGAGGCCAUAGCACAGCCUGAGCCCAACCUGACCAAGCUCAAGGGCAAGGCUGACAGUCCAACAACUGAGGGCAUCGCCGACACUGAGAGCACACCUGUUCAGUGCCUGCCCGAUGCUCCCAGUGUGGACGUUCUUGAUGAGGGAGUUGUCUCUGCUCAAGUAGCCAUGGAGCCAGCCAGAGACAUGGAGCAGAGACCCCCUAGGGUGCCCAAGGUGGCGUGGAUGAAGGAGGAGGAGGAGGAAAGCCCUGGGCCUGCCCCAGCACAGCACCCUGAGGAGGUGGAGCAGUCCCAGCCCCUGCAGGAGGAUCCAGGACAGGACCGGACACAGGAGCAGGACCGUGCCCGUGGCCGCUUCCGCAGGGCAGCACAGAGGUUGCUGGACUCCAGUCCCGUUUGGCAUAGAAAGGCCAGUGCCUCACCAUCUGAGGCCAUGGCGCAGCCUGAGCCCAACCUGACCAAGCUCAAGGGCAAGGCUGACAGUCCAACAACUGAGGGCAUCGCCGACACUGAGAGUACACCUGUUCAGCGCCUGCCCGAUGCUCCCAGUGUGGACGUUCUUGGGAAGAGAGUUGUCUCUGCUCAAGUGCCAGCUGUGGUGAGGUCCAUCCACUGGUGGCUGACUGCCAACGUGUCUGCUGGGCACGUGCUGGAUAACACCCUUCUAGCACUGACCCAGGCACACCCCGCGGAUGUCGCCAUCAGCCUCCUGCGCUGUGCCCCCUCGUGUGACAGAGCUGCUGCAGUCAUGUGGAGGACCAUCGCCUCGUCGGGAACCACCCUGGAGAAGGUGCUGCCAGUGCUGCUCUCUGUGAUGGAGGACUGGCCAUGGCACAGCACCUGCACCUCCGAUGGGGACAACACAGAUGUCUUUGCCCUGGCUGCAACUCUGGCACUGUGGACGAUUGUCCAGGAGCCCCAGUGUCCAGGGUCAUUGAUGGAGUAUGGCCCCCAUCUCCUCGUGGCUCUGCUCUUCCAAGUUUUCAUCACCACAGAGCAGAUGUCCGAGGAGGUCGACAGCUUCUGGAGGGGAUGCCGGGAGGAACACGACCUUCCCACUGACCCCAACAGAUUUGCAGUGCUGAGCAUGAAGGCCCUGCUCUGCUGCCUGCACUGUGAGGAUGUGGUGUGUUCAGUGGAACACAAUCGUGGCUGGGCGAGGCUCCUCAAUGCUCGCAGCCGCCGCUACGCAGUGGGUCUGCUGGCCAGGGAGAUGCGCCGUGUCUCCAGCCCCUUGUGUUCCCGCAUCACACUCCACCUGCUGGAGCUGCUGAGCAGGGAGGAGCCGUGCUGGGACCUCCCUGCCAUGGCAUUCCUCGUGGAGGUCCUGGACUGCCUGGACAUGCGUGACUGGGGAGGCAGCGUUCUGCAGAGCCUUUCAAGGCACCUCUGGAGCGAGUGCCCAGAGAGGCGUCACCUGGCACUCCGAGGGCUCCUGGUGCUCAGCCAGGAUUCUGGGAUGGCCAAGAGGAUUUGGAGCCUGUCGGAUAGCCUGGUGCAGCUCCUGGGGGAUGCAGACAGUGAUAUGGUUUGGAUGACGCUCUCUGUGCUCGACAAUGUGCUCUGGAGCAGUGUCUGGACACAGCUCCAGAAGAGGGUCCACAGCAAAGACCCUCUAAUAUCCACCGCCACCGGCCUGCAGUUGGCUGAGGCGCUCCGGCCACUCUUUGACCACGACGACAGCAGUGUGCGGGAGGGCUCCAUGGUCAUCUUCACACGUGUGAUGAAACUGAUAGAGAGAGCGGGAAAGAGACCCCUGAAGCCACACGUGUGCCUGAGCCUGCUCCCGCUCUACUUCCACCGGCACGAUGAGAACCCGGUCGUGAAAAAGACCUCUCGGAAAGCACUGCUGGCUGUGACCAGGUUCCUGAAGAGGAGGGAUCUUGGGCGCCUGGUCAACACAGAGGAGCCAUGGUGUUUCGGCGAGUGCCUGCUGGAAAAGGACCAGAGCCGAGUGGUCGAGUACGUGGACCAGGCCCUGCCGUACCUGUGGAGCCCACAGGAGCCCGUGCGAGAAGCGGCCGUCAGGUUCAUGGGGAUGGCCGGGAGGUACCUGAGGGGACAGUACAAAGAGCUGCAGCUCAUCAUCGAGACCCUUCAAGCCACGACAGAUGACAGCAGUCCCACUGUCUCCAAGCUGGCACUUGAAAACAUCAACUUCCUUAGAGCUCUGUGUGGAGAGCUGAUGCAGGCAGCUCUGUCUGUGGGGGCCACCUGA
Messenger RNA from Chiroxiphia lanceolata (lance-tailed manakin), 3303 nucleotides. RefSeq lists its product as uncharacterized. Gene Ontology annotation, cellular component: cytoplasm. The record is from RefSeq and is a predicted model, not a curated record. The coding region runs from base 322 to 3303 and encodes 993 amino acids. Lineage: Eukaryota; Metazoa; Chordata; Aves; Passeriformes; Pipridae. The transcript has 22 exons.